CUAUCUUCCCGCCAAUUAUAUAAUGCUGUUCAAACCGUUUUUUCCUCUCUUCAGUCAACAUUUCGCAUUUCCCUCGAAUCUUCUUCUUCACUCUUCCCUUUCAUUCUCUCACCCCCCUCUCUCUUCAACCCUUCGCCACACAAUGUCAUCAGAACCACCACCCUCCGCCUUUGACAAACUCUUGUCCGGCGCACGCGCCUCCAAGAAGAAACUACCACCUCCAUCAUCUUCCAAGAAACGAAAAGCUCCUACUCCUCCCCCUUCUUCAUCCCCACACAAAACCCUAGAAACCGUUAUAAACCCUAAUAACAACCUCAAAACCGUUCAAAAUCCCGAAGAAACCGUUCAUGAAGAUCCAUCGAGCAAGAUCCGCAACACUUCAUCUUCUUCCAACGGGAUAGUCGCUGAAUUGAAGGAAAAAGUUCCGGAGCUGAAGAAGAAACCGGAGAAUUUCGAUCCGAGUUCGGUUGUUUGCUGGGAGAAAAACAAACCUGUGCCGUUUUUGUUUCUCUCUUUAGCGUUUGAUUUGAUUAGCAAAGAGAGGGGAAGAAUUGUGAUCACUGAGAUUGUGUGUAAUCUGUUGAGGACUGUGAUACAUGCCACACCUGAUGAUCUUGUUCCGGUUGUUUAUCUUUCAGCGAAUAAAAUUGCGCCGGCGUAUAAAGGGUUAGAGUUGGGAAUCGGUGAUGCUUCGAUCAUUAGGGCGCUUGCUGAUGCGUGUGGAAGGACUGAGAAACAUAUUAAGUCUCAAUAUAAGAAAAAGGGUGAUUUAGGUUUAGUUGCACAAGCGAGCCGUUCUUCACAGACUACGAUGCGGAAGCAUGAUGCUUUGACUAUUAGGAAGGUUUUCGACACAUUUCAUCUUAUUGCAAAGGAAUCUGGAAAAGACAGUCAAGAGAAGAAAAAGAAUCACAUAAAGUCACUCCUUUUCGCUGCAACUGAUUGUGAACCUCUAUAUAUAAUCCGUUUGCUACAGACAAAAUUGCGAAUUGGAUAUGCUGAGCAAACUCUCUUGGCUGCAUUAGGCCAAGCUGCAGUGCACACAGAAGAGCAUUCUAACCCGCCUCCAGGAAUUAAGUCUCCUUUAGAAGAGGCAGCAAAGAUUGUUAAAAAAGUCUAUUCUGUUCUUCCCGAUUAUGACAAAAUUGUGUCUGCACUCCUUAAGGAUGGUGUAUGGGAACUUCCAAAGAAGUGUGAUUUUACUCCUGGUGUUCCGGUUGGGCCUAUGCUGUCAAAAGCAACCAAGAGUGUAUCUGAAAUUCUAAAUAAGUUCCAGGGUGUAGAGUUUACGUGUGAGUACAAAUACGAUGGAGAGCGUGCUCAGAUACAUUUCUUGGAGAAUGGCUCAGUAGAGAUUUACAGUAGAAAUGCUGAACGGAACACUGGGAAGUAUCCUGAUGUUAUUGCUGCAGUUUCAAGAUUAAAAAAAACAACAGUAUCAUCUUUUAUCCUUGAUUGUGAACUUGUUGCAUAUGAUCAUGGAAAACAGACAAUCCUUCCUUUCCAGGUGCUUAGUACUCGAUCCCGCAAAAAUGUAGCAAAGAGUGACAUAAAGGUUGCUGUUUGUGUAUUUGCUUUUGAUUUGUUGCACCUUAAUGGCCACAAACUUUUUCAGGAAAACCUUAAAAUCCGUAGAGAGCAUCUAUACACCUCUUUUGAGGAGGAGUCUGGAUUCCUUCAGUUUGCGACAUCAACUACAUCAAAUGAUGUCGAGGAGAUACAAGAAUUUUUUGACAAAGCUAUUGAAGCAAGUUGUGAGGGAUUAAUUGUUAAAACAUUACAUGAGGACGCCACAUAUGAACCCUCAAAGCGGUCAAACAACUGGCUGAAACUGAAGAAAGAUUAUACCGAUAAUUUAGGGGACUCCCUAGAUUUGGUACCUAUUGGUGCUUUCCAUGGUCGUGGUAAACGCACAGGAGUGUAUGGUGCUUUUCUCGUUGCUUGCUAUGACAACGAACGCAACGAAUUUCAAAGUAUUGUCAGGCUAGCAACUGGAUUCAAAGAGCAAGAGCUUAAAGAACGUUCUACUAUCCUUCGCUCUAAAGUGAUUCCCAAACCAAAGGCAUAUUAUAGUUGUGGAGAAUCAAUCAAUCCUGAUGUUUGGCUUGAAGCUAGCGAGGUGUGGGAGGUGAAAGCUGCAGACCUGACCAUUAGCCCUGUUUACCGAGCUGCAGAGGGCAAAGUAGAUUCCGUUAAGGGCAUAUCUCUUCGAUUUCCGCGUUUCAUUCGAGUUCGACCUGACAAAACUCCUGAACAGUCCUCUUCGUCUGAGCAGAUUGCAGAAAUGUAUAAUGCUCAAAAACUCAAUCACACCGGCCAACAGGAUGACGAUGAAGAUGAUUAAGGGAAAAAGUUUCCUUGCUUCUUGUGCUGUUAAACUUGGAAAUUUCAGCAUUAUUCUUAGAACAUAACUGCUUAUUCAACAUGAUUGGAAAUUUGGCAUACAACAUACAGUUAGCUCAUGGACUGUCCACACUCCACACAGUAGAUAUUUGCGCUUUAAAACAUGCUAUUUGGAAUCUGGGUCUUUUUUCAGAAGGGACACAAUGUGCCCGGUACUGCUUGUGUAGGUAUUAGAGUGUUUUGAUACACACUAUCUUUUCUUUUCUCGCACGCCGAUAAGGUUUCAACGCAUAUUUACUCAAUUUACAAAUCCUCGACUUAGCGUACCGUGCGGAGUUACCCUGUUUCCUCACUUUUAUCGGGAUUCUGCAUUUAGUUUUGUUCGUUUUAUCAUGUUACUGCUACACUACACUCCAGGCUGCUGGCCAUGACUAGAACAACUUACAUUUAGCGCAUACUCAUGGCAUCUCAAUAUUGUAGUUCAUUUGUUAAAUUGAUUUACCAUGGCAUGAACAAGUGUUAAAACCUCUCGUUGUAGGUUACUAAAAUCAUGACACUUUUGUUUUUCUU
This is a messenger RNA of Medicago truncatula (barrel medic), 2913 nucleotides long. RefSeq names its product DNA ligase 1. Gene Ontology annotation, cellular component: mitochondrion; nucleus. Gene Ontology annotation, biological process: DNA biosynthetic process; DNA repair; lagging strand elongation. The record is from RefSeq and is a predicted model, not a curated record. The transcript has 17 exons. The coding region runs from base 23 to 2344 and encodes 773 amino acids. NCBI's taxonomy places the organism in Eukaryota, Viridiplantae, Streptophyta, Magnoliopsida, Fabales, Fabaceae. Gene Ontology annotation, molecular function: DNA binding; ATP binding; DNA ligase (ATP) activity.